Molecule: messenger RNA, 1431 nt
Organism: Syzygium oleosum
Lineage: Eukaryota; Viridiplantae; Streptophyta; Magnoliopsida; Myrtales; Myrtaceae
Product: protein LEAD-SENSITIVE 1-like
Exons: 3
Coding region: 242-1018 (258 amino acids)
Source: RefSeq, a predicted model, not a curated record
GCGUCGUCUCUGCUUUCCUUAACGGGGAAGGAGACGAUGGCACAGGCGUAACUUCGCAAAACAAACCGCAGUGCUCGCUUUUGGCUUCGGGUUGCCUUGCCCCACGCCGACCCCCCAUCUUCUUGCCUCAUCGCCACAUUUCCCAAAAACGGAAUCCAAUUCCCUCGUCCCAAAAAGAGAAGGAGAAAAAGAGCCAAAACCAAAAGCAGAGGCAGAGGCAGAGGGAAAAGAAGAGGCAAAGAUGGGUCUCCUUUCUAACAGAGUAAGCAAGGAGAGCCUGAAACCAGGGGAUCAUAUCUACUCUUGGAGGACUGCUUACGUUUAUGCCCAUCACGGCGUUUACAUUGGCGAUCACAAAGUCGUGCACUUUACAAGACGGGGACAAGAAGUAGGAACUGGAACUGUCCUCGACCUUCUCUUAGUAAGCUCUGGACCAGCCCGGUCUCAAGUGCCUUGCCCAACCUGCACUCCUCCCGAAGAUGAUCACGGGGUGGUCGCCUCAUGCCUCGACUGCUUCCUCUCAGGGGGUGUCCUGUACCGGUUCGAGUACUCCGUGAGCCCCGCACACUUCCUCGCCAAGGCACGUGGUGGCACCUGCACCCUCGCUGUCGCUGAUCCGGACGAGAUCGUGAUUCACAGGGCAAAGUACCUGCUUGACAACGGCUUCGGCUGCUACAACGUGUUCAAGAACAACUGCGAGGAUUUCGCCAUCUACUGCAAGACUGGCCUCCUGGUUCUGGACCAGAGAGGCAUCGGGCAAGGAGGGCAGGCGGUCUCGAUCGUUGGCGGGCCACUCGCAGCGGUCCUGUCCACGCCAUUGCGUCUGGUUACCACAAACGUGUACGGGAUGGCGGCAACAGCAGUUGGGGUGUAUUGUGCGAGUCGAUAUGCGGCUGAUAUUGGGAGCGGCAUGAGGAGAGACGUGGUGAAAGUUUCAGUGGAGGAUCUGACUCGGCGACUGGCAACUGGGAUGCUUCAGGUGAUGGAACCUCUCAGCUCGCCGACCAUUGUGAGCUGAUCUUUGGAUAAAGCCCGGCUCAUCUAAAGCGUGCUCUCAAACUGCGUGUUCAUUUGGUACUGAAAUGUUGUGACCAAGCUUCAAGACAGGGUUUGGAUUGAAGCAUUUACUUCUUCUCGUGUGAUGUGUGCGCACUUAACAUGAUUAAUUCUUGAUGCCUGUCAUUGAAGACAUGCUUGUUUUAUCUAUCAAAAACUCUGUACUGAUGGUAAUCACUGUUCAUUAAAAGCUUAAGCUUUCAGUUGACGGGCCAGCAAACUUUCCUGUUAUUUCUUGUUAACAAUUUCCUAUAUCGAGGAAGAAAGACAAAUAACAGGAGAACACAGCCAGAGUUUCUCCCUUUGCGAGCGACUUUCUUUACUCCGAGGAGUGAAGUCACACUUCAGAAUGUUAUUAGGUAUUUGCUGUCACAA